Messenger RNA from Thermothelomyces thermophilus ATCC 42464, 1350 nucleotides. RefSeq lists its product as uncharacterized. The coding region runs from base 23 to 1126 and encodes 367 amino acids. Gene Ontology annotation, biological process: protein phosphorylation. Gene Ontology annotation, molecular function: ATP binding; protein kinase activity. NCBI's taxonomy places the organism in Eukaryota, Fungi, Ascomycota, Sordariomycetes, Sordariales, Chaetomiaceae. The record is from RefSeq and is a predicted model, not a curated record. The transcript has a single exon.
GUUCGCGCGACCCGCCACACUGAUGUAUAGGCAGGGCUUCGGUUUAAGUCCCGCGGUACGUUCACGGCUUCGUUUCGUUCCGAGAGCAUCGUUUUCGAAUUCCGCCGUCUGCCGUUGGCAGGCGCCCCCAGAACCAGAUAAACCACCGGUACCGUACAAGAAGGGUUUUCAGUUUCAGGCCCGCCGCGUCAAACCGCCACCGCCCUUCCUAGGAGAGCAUAGCAAGGUUCGAACUAAGUUCUUUGCCGAUUUCCUCAAGCAAGCCCGCUUUCCGGGCCGCGACUUCCUCCAGACCACGACCUUGGUCGACUACUGCGUGUCGGCCGCUUCAAAACCGCUGCCUUGCGAAGAUCUGGGAGAGACGGCUGCACUCAAAGUGCUUCGGGAACUCUCUGUCGGAGAUAGUCCCUGGCGGGUCCGCGGCUCCCAGGUCGUCACUUGCAAGCGGCGAGGCCAUAAAGAAGCGCUUGUCGCCAAAAUCUAUGAUCCUCUCUAUUACCCCUUUGCCGACCCCGACUUCAGUUACAUACCAAAUGACGUCAUUGCGAGCGCGGAAGGCGACUUCACUCUUGAAUCCGCGGCCUACGCCCAGUUGGACAAGAGACUCGGCGGGAGCCUUAUACCCAAAUUCCAUGGAUCAUGGCUCCUCGAACUCCCGCUCAAGCGAAUCAAUAGACCUGUUGGCUUCAUCCUCAUAGAGUACUUGAAGGGCGUGCAUUUAAAGAACCUGAAUCCAAAGCUUUACACGCAACAGGAGCGUCUUCGAGUCCUUGAGCUAUGCAUGGAAGCAGAAAUCGAACUGCGCUUCGCCGGCGUAAUCCAUGACGACAUCGCACCCCGCAACAUCAUCUGCUCCGGCAGAUACUUCCUGGCCCGAGAUUUUCAAGUCAAGAUCAUCGACUUCAAUUUCGUUGAAAUCCUCCCGUUGCUUGAGGGCAAGGCGCCCUACGAGUCAGAGCCGUUGCCGGAGUCACCCGUCGAGUUGUUUUGGAACUCCCCGUCUGACGAACUGGUGGUCUGGCUGCCCGAAGGUUGGGGGAAGUCUGAAUGGAACCGGUGGCUGAAAGAGAUGUGGGGUACCUCGACGAGGUUCAUGCCCGUGCCGGAGGAUCUGCUUCAUGAGUGAGAAGAAGAAUGGGAACAAGCAGCUGUUUUCAAAUGAAUGGCAGUGCUCUGGGACUUGUUAGAAACCGUUUGUCAUCGUUCAUUAUCAGUGUUGGGGUUGGAGAAGGAACACGAAGGAGCGUGGAUGCUGUCGAACGGCAAUGAAAAAUGGAAUCACGAUAGAGAGAUACGGAUCUAAUUAUGCGUUGAAACAUAUACGAGGGCCAACCCAGUUUGGUUUCUCGC